Volvox carteri f. nagariensis is the source of this 1644-nucleotide messenger RNA. RefSeq lists its product as uncharacterized. The record is from RefSeq and is a predicted model, not a curated record. Gene Ontology annotation, biological process: carbohydrate metabolic process. NCBI's taxonomy places the organism in Eukaryota, Viridiplantae, Chlorophyta, Chlorophyceae, Chlamydomonadales, Volvocaceae. The coding region runs from base 1 to 1644 and encodes 547 amino acids. The transcript is spliced from 10 exons. Gene Ontology annotation, molecular function: beta-glucosidase activity.
AUGAAUGACACCCCUCCCGCCGCUCCAAUCAGCCCUACAACCGCAACUGCCAACGGGCCAACUAGCUGCACCGUCAGCGAGCAAACCCGGACGCCACAGAACGAACUUAACGGGCCCCCUAGCAACCUUCCAUCACCUCCAGCUACAGCGCCAACCACCCAAAACGACCUCCGCUACCGCUUCCUCAAAGGCGUCGGCAUUUCCGUCUGGCAAUGCUCCGGCGAUCUUGGAUCCAACUGGACGCGUUUCGCGAGGGGCCGCUGGCCGCUGCGGCACUUCGGCGUUCGGGCGGUGCGCGGCGGCGUUGGCAUGGAGAAAGCCAACGGCUUCUGGGACAGGUACGAGGAGGACAUCAAGUUAGCUGCUGACCUGGGGUGCACCUCCUUCCGCUUUUCCCUGGAGUGGGCGCGCAUCGAGCCCGAGCGCGGAGUCAUUGACAUGGAGGCCGUACGAAGGCGCGUGGUAGGGCUUUUAACAGCACGUGCUGACGCUGGCCUGCGUGGUGUGAUGGUUGUGCUGAUGGUGAUGAUGCUGGAUGCGGUUGCGCGCGUGUGUGUGGGGAACGCCUUUUGGUACCACCAGAUGUUGGACUGCAUGGAGGCUCACGGACUGGAGCCCAACGCAACCCUGUGGCACUUCGUACAUCCCACGUGGUUCGAGGACGCGGGGGGGUUCACCCGGGAGGAAAACAUACCGGCGUUUGUGGAGUACAGCAAGCGCUGCUUCGAGUGGUUCGGAUCCAGAAUCCGGUUGUGGGCCACAUUCAACGAGCCCACGUGCUACCUCCUACUCGGCUGGAUCAUCGGAAUCUCCCCUCCGGGCCAUUUCAUGAACGUGGCUGGUGCGGGUCGCAUGCUGAGCACCAUGCUGAAGGCGCACGUGGAGGCGUACCGGGCCAUCAAGGCGAUGCCGGGCGGGGAUAAGGCCCAAGUUGGCCUCGUGAACCACCACAUUACCUUCGAGGCGGAAGCGGACGGCAUCUUACACGGUGUCGCCAAGGUGGUUGCGGAAUGGAUGACGUACUGGGUGGGUUGCAAUGUCAUGGAGCAUUGGAUGCUGACGGGCGAGUUCGUGUGGAAAGUGCCGGUGCUGGGUGUUUGGAAAAGGUGGCGCGACCCAGCCGGCAAGCCACCGUGCGACUGGUGGGGCAUCAACUACUAUUCACGCGGCGUAGUUAGCUGGUGUCUCACGCCCACACAUCGACAACAAGAAGUCAUGACGGACAUGUACUACCCCAUCUACCCCGAGGGAAUGUACCGCGCGAUUAAGAGAUGCUCCGAAUUCGGUAUCCCAAUGUACAUCACGGAAACCGGAAUUGCGGAUGCCAGGGAUGAUCGGCGUGCCGCUAUGAUUGAGGCCUACCUGCAGCAGGUGCUCCACGCCAUUGCGGACGGCUGCGACGUGCGGGGAGUGUACUACUGGACGCUGGUGGACGCGUUGGAAUGGGCCACGGGCUACACGAUGAAGUUCGGGUUGUACUCGUGGGAGCCGGAUGGCAGUGUGGACCGCAAACUCAAGGAGGGCAGCAUCGCACUAAAGCAGCUGUACCACAGGCUGCCGGACGCCUUGCCUGCGCUCCGUCGAGUCGCGCGCGAGCGCAUCAUGGCGCAAGAGCUCGAACGUGUGUCACACGGAGGGCGCUAG